This is a messenger RNA of Pseudopipra pipra, 6182 nucleotides long. RefSeq names its product refilin A (gene RFLNA). The record is from RefSeq and is a predicted model, not a curated record. The transcript has 3 exons. The coding region runs from base 250 to 1062 and encodes 270 amino acids. Gene Ontology annotation, cellular component: actin filament bundle. Gene Ontology annotation, molecular function: filamin binding. Lineage: Eukaryota; Metazoa; Chordata; Aves; Passeriformes; Pipridae. Gene Ontology annotation, biological process: negative regulation of chondrocyte development; actin filament bundle organization; skeletal system morphogenesis.
GCGGCGGGCGGGCGGUGCAGCGUGUGGAGGAGCGCGGCGCGUCCCCAUCCCGUCCCCGUCCGGUCCCUGUCCCGUCCCCCGUCCCGCCCAGCGCUCCCUGCCGGCGGGGCCGCCCCGCGUACACGGCCGCGUCCCCGCGGGGCCAGGCGGGGGGAUCGGGCUUCGGCUUCCCCUCCCCAGGAGCGCCUGACGGGCGGGCAGGGCCGGGGCCGGUGGAGGGGAGGCGGCCGGGGCACCCCGGUCCGGCCGAUGCUGGCGCUGCCCCGCGCAGCACCGGGUUCCAGCGGGCUGGUGGCGGCGGUCGGGACUCAGGGGGGGCCCCCCGGCGUCCCUUCCCCUUCCCUCCCUCCGCGGCGGGCGGCCCUGGAGGAUUUUCUCCCGCCGCGGCCCCCUCGCUGCCCCCCAGACAUGGUAGGUCACCUCCAGCUGCAAGGGAUGGACGAGAGCCUGAAGGAGAAGAGCCGGGAAGGCUUGUUGGACAGCCCGGACUCGGGGCUGCCCCCCAGCCCCAGCCCCCCCUUCUACUCGCUGUCGCCCGGUGAGGGCCGGGCAGGGGGCAGCGGCGGUGCGGACCCCCCGGCCCCGGGGCACCGGCGAGAGGCCAAGGACGGCAAAGUGAUGCCUUACCUGCUCCUGAACCCGUCCAUGCCAGAGAUAAGGCCUCGAAUGCACCCUGUGUUUUUUGGAGAAAGCAUUGAGGUCAGCCCAGAGCCCGUGCAGGAAAUCAGGUGCAAUUCCGAGGUGAAGUACGACUCCGAGAAGCAUUACCGGGACGACAUUUUCUACGGCCCCAUCCCCACCGUCACCACCUACAGCGAGACAAUCAUCGCUGCUCCCAACUGCACCUGGCGGAACUACAAGUCCCAGCUGAUCUUCGAGCCCCGCCAGAAGCCACUGAGGUUUCAGAGCACAACCAUCAUUUUUCCCAAGCGUGCCAAGAACAUUUACCGGACCACCCUCAGCUACAGCUUGGGUUGUGCCAAGCGUUGGUUCGCUUCCAGCGUGCAGCUGGAACUCUGUGAGGAAACCAGCCCGUGCGUCAUCUACAGCGAGACCCUCUGAUCCGCCCCGGCAACCGCGCGACCUCCGGGAAGGCCGCGGCCUUCGCCGGGCCUCUGGCUGGGCCUUCAUGGAUGGCGACUGAACAUCAAUGGCUGGAGAACACCUCGUUGUGGGUGAGGCUGAACUGGCUGGGAGGAGGCUUGCAGGGCACGGGAUGGUUUUGAUCGGUGAGAGAGGCUGGCUUGUAUUUUGCGACAUUCCUGAUGUUCAUGAUCUGGAUUUUGUUGUGUUUUUUUUUUUUUUUUUCCUUGAGCAUAUCUAUUUUUGAGUUGUGUUUAGAUGAAAUCAAGAUGACCAAGGACCCUGUUACCCGUAGCAGAGCCUAGUGAGCUCUGUAGGUCUCGUCUAGCACAUAGGUGAGAGUCACUGUAACAUUCAGAGCUAUUUUGAUCUCUGCAAAGGGAAGACCAACUGCAGAGUCAGCGUCUGGUCAGCCCGGCAUAGACCAGGCCAGGUCUCAGAGCUGAAAUGCAGAGGAGUUGGUUAUUAAUACACCACAGCUUGCUCCAACAGCUCAUAUGAGAGGGAGCUGCAGUAUUACACCACUGCAGUCACCUCAGGCCUAACUUCCUGGGAGCAGUGGGGACUGUCACCCCAAGAAAAGGGAUCAAAACAGGCUCCUGGUGCUCUUGCAAGCCACUGGAGGUUUGUAUACCAUGGCAAGGCACAGCACAGCCAGGAGAUGGGAGAAGGGCCUGCCCUGACCCAGCCACGUCUUCUGUGAGCCCAGCUGAGAGUAAGCACUGGAGACUAAGGACACUGAAUAGGUGGGGGGCUAAUUUCUAAAACUGAGCAAGUGAUUUAGGAGCCCAUUGCCCUUUUUCAGAAGUUUUGUCAGUCCAAGUGUGCUGUGCUGUUCACUGCCUUGAACACUCAGUUUACAGGGAUCUUUAAGCACUUGCAACCCUUCUGAGUUUCAGGGAAUGGCACUAUUGCAGGGAAGAGCAUAGGGCAGGAAGAUGAUCUCUGGCUUCAGAGAAGCCCAGGGCAGGGUUAACUCACCCUCUCAAUGGUUUCUAUACUUGUUGCAUGGACAGUUUUUCUGACUGUGGAGGAGCAGCCAAACUUUCUGUGUAGAGCUUGAAGAGCCCAAAUCAGUCCAGGUCUUUCUAAAUCAUCCAGGCUGUAGCAAUUCAACAGGUACUUCACAAACAGCUGAGCUGUCUCUGCAAAAGGACCAAGAAACACUGAGUGAGCAGGAGUCAAUACAGCCAUCCUGUGGUAAACCAUUCCCCACUCAUGAAUCCCAUUUCCUGGUAUCCCUUCACUUUGCUAGCUUGCUGAAAAUCUGCAAGAGCCUGGAUUCCCACAAACAUAUAACUUUUGAAAAUAGCACAGAAUUGUCUCCAAAAAUCUUACCAAGAAUUCUUGCAUGCUGCUCAGACUUAGAAAAUAACCACACAGCUCCGGAAAUUAAUUUCCAGCUUUCCCUCUUCUAAACUUUCCACUUUGUUCCUGACUUGCUGUGAGUCUGAUGGAGUUACUUCAGAACACAGCUGAGCAGCCAAGUCAGAAAGCCUAUUAACGAUGUCAACAAGACGUAGCUGAUUGCCCAGAACAGUUGACGCACAAACCCACAGAGAUUAAAAAAAAAAAAAUCUGAAAAACUUGAAAAAAUAGUAAAAUUAAAUAGUGACUUAUAAAGAUACUCUUUCCAUAAGUUUCAAAAAGCAAUUGGUAAAUGUGACCAGAACCAUGACCUUUAUGAAACAGAGUUCUCUUGUUUAAAAUGAAGCACAGUUUUUCCACCAGAGGUAAAUAUAAAGUCUUUAUAUAUAAACUUAAAUCCUGACAGCUGAAGCAUCAUUAGCACUAAAAGAUGUGUGUUAUGGCAGUGAUGAACUCUGCUUCUCUGGGAGUUAGCACUUGGUGGGGAGAAACCUCUCAAAGGAUUUCCAAGGCUUCCACCUACUGUUGAAUUCUUUACAGCAACACAAACAAGGAUUAUAUUUGUUAUUGGUCAGGUUUUGCUGUCACUGACUGUCAGCAUCAAAGCCUGGAAAAGCACUGUCUGCCUCUGAAGGGAUUAUUAUGCCUGAAGCAACCCUUCUCCCCAGGGCACCAGCAAACAUGGAGUUGGCUUAGGCAGAAGGGAGGAGAUGUGAGGAUGAACAUGGUCCCGGUCCCAGUGCAGUUAGGUUGGUGAUGCACUUACUUGGUAGUUCAUCCUGAGGUCUGUCCUGUUCUCCAAGUGUUGCUGAGCGAGCCUUGGGACUGGGGGAAAUACCCACCUGCCUUCCUGGGUACACAUGAAGGCUCUGGAGGGCUCAUUGCACAUAUCCAUGAGAGUCUGUACAAAGGGGGGCAGGUUUCCAAGCUGAGCAACACUGUUAUCCAGGUUCAAAAGCAGGGCCAGCACUCACACCCAGGAGAUCCCUCACACCCAGGAGAUCCCUGCAUGAUGACAGAUUAGAUUGCAGGCACCUCCACUGAGCAAGCAUGGAGACAGGCUGGCCUCAGAGCCAAAGGGAUGCCGGAGACUCCCUGUUCUGACCACACAUCAGGCUUUGCUCCUGUUAACAGCUGGAUUAUUCCCUUGCUUCAAGCACAAAGCUGCAAUUUUUGAUCACAUUGGUCUUUGAGCCGGACAGGUUUUCCCCAGAAAAAAUCUUUUAUCAUGACUGGCUGCAGGCUUCUGCCAGCCUUCUCCACUGUUAGUUCUGCUUCCUAAAUAUUGGCCACAACAGUAAAAAAAAGAAUUCAAGGAAAGCCAAAAAACUAGUAUACAAAUACAAAUCCAGCAGAGAGACCUGAACCUCAGCCUGGACUUUCACCACACAGGGACAGGGGCUGCAGAGGCAAAAUCUCACAGGUGGAUGUGACCCCCAGGAGGGUGCAGUGGAAAGCUGCAUCCUUGGCACUGGAGGGUCCCACACGCCUGGGCCAGGCCUCUUUGAAGCUUCAUGCUUUGUUUUCUCUGCAAAUAGACUAGAAAUGACCUAACAUGCUCCUGCUCCUUUGAGUUUAAGCAGUUUUUGUGGUCUUGCCAUGUUAGGGGGAAAAAAAAAGACAGAGCAGUGUGGGUUUCUAGGCUGCUGAACACAUUCUGAGCUGUGUGGCCACAGUGGCUAUGGUGGGACUACAACCCUGGACCACAUCCCAACUGGGACAUUGCCUGAGAUCUGUAAAAAUUUUUGAAAAAUACCUUCUUAUGAGGUGUCUCCCAUGGGCCCAUCACAAGCUGCUUUUCUUCUCAGCAAAAGCUGGCGCUGGAAAGGGACUUUGUUUUUCCUGAGGACAAGGAAACCAUAGAGGGUCAAGUCUUCACCCUUGCCUGGGCACAGAUCCCACUCUGCCUGUCCACCCUGUCCCUGCUGCUCCCAUCCCUGUGGCUGGGUUAGGCAGUGGUGGAAGAGCCAAAGUUCGCCUUACCAUGACUAGGAAAAGUGAUGACUUUUUUGUUUUGCUUAAACACCAGAAACUGUAUUUUGUGUGUGUGUUGCCAAUGAAGAAUUGCUGCAAGCAGCCAAGAAGUGCCUCGUGCCAUAGCUGUAGUAUGUUUGUACAUCUAAAAGGAAUGAUUAGUCCCACUAGGGAGGUGCUUUUCUUUUAAAUGGAGCAUUAUUAAUCUCAACCAACAGAUCUUUAUUCCUGUAUAUUUUCUCAAAGAUAUAAGUGAUUAAUUUAGACCAUGGAAAGGUGAGUUUCCUUGAGCAGCUCAGACUGUGGCUGCACAAUUUCUCCCUGGGAUCCUGAUGUACAUGUUGCCCACAGUCCUGAUGGGUAAAGUUAGACUCUGCCUUUUGGAAUUAUUGUCCAUCAAGAGUUAUUUUUGAGAUCAAAAACUUUCAUAGAAGGCAUCUUUCUUUUUUGGGGGGGAUUUGGGGGUAAGAUUGAUUUUUUUCAAUAUGGAAACUCACUAUCCCAAAGGUGUGGGGUUCCCCUUCACCCCCUUCAUUCCUGUGAUUCUUUUGCCCCUGAAUGCAACAGAUGUGCUAGUGUCUGGUCUGCCUGCAUUGCUAUCAUUACAUUUGGGGCCAAAAAGAGGAAACCCUAACGAAAUACUGAACUUUCAAAAUCUGUGGAAUACUUUGCACAAACCACAGAGAACAACUUUGACCAAACCAGUUUACUGCUUGUCUUUAUUUUUUGCCUUUUCCUUUUUUUUUUUCUUCCUAAGCCCACUCUACUUUUCUCAAUGUGAAAUACAGACAGAUUUGCACCCUUGGUGCAACAUUUCUGGGAAUGAUGAAAUGGGGUUUGGGUGUUGAUAGCAGUGUUUGAGUGAGCUGCUGGUCAGAGAAGUGAAUGCUAUUUACUAUUUAUGUUGAGUGCGUCUUAAAAAAUAGGAAAGGUCACAGAAGGCAAAAGACUUUGUAGAGCAAACUGAAGACUAAAGACUGUGUGAGUCUGGUCUAGAGGCAAAUGAUUCUAUGUGUGGACACUGUGAGCUAGGAUAUUUAGCCAUUGUAUUUUUAACCUGCCUUUUUUCCUGUAGGAAGAGGCAUUCCUUGCCUUCUUUAGAGCUGAAACAAAAUCAGAUCCAUCCUCUGCCACAGUUAUUCAGUCCCACUGAAGUCUGUGAGCAUCAGUGUUCCCCAGGCUUACGGGGUACUUACUGUGUGUGUGCCAAGCAAACAUGCACAGAGCUGUGCCUCUGGGGAGAUGGGGGAAUGCUUUAUAGGGGAUGAUGGAUCUUGUUGUGGGAUAUUCGGAUUUCUGCUGCCAGAUAAACUCUGCUCCCUGAGGAUCACCUGAUCACUCACAAAUUGAUCUGUUCUGAAUAUCUCCCCUAAAGCUUUCCUGUAACCAUUGGAUUUUUUAGGUCUUGGGAGGCACUAAUUCUUUUUCAGAUACUGUGAUGGUCAUCAAAAUGAGCAAAGUAUCCUACCAUGUGAGUUGUGACCUGAGGAUGGGGUUGAAAGGUGUCUGAAGGUUAGAGAAGGAGAACAUAUAAGUGGUGGAAAUGCAUAAGGAUGUGUCAUAUUUUUAUUUUUGUAAGUCUGAUUCUCUAAGUGCUUGUAAAGUACUUUACUGUUGUAUAUGUGGUGAUGCAGUAGUUCACAAUAUCCUUUUAUUUUUGUAUAUUCCCCCCUCCACCAUAAUCCCUUUCUGUUCAACUCAUAGAGAGUAAUUUAAGAAGACAAAAUUUAUAUAUCGUAAUAAAAUGCUCAAACUAC